AUGUCCGUCGACGUCGUGGACAAGUUCGGCAACACCCCGCUCCUCGUCGCGUGCCAAAACGGCCACGGGCGGCUGGCGAAGAUGUGCGUCCGCUACGGCGCCGACGUGAACGCGGCGAAUAACAAGCGCAACACCGCGCUGCACUUCGCGGUGCAGUACGGCUUCGACGCGCUCGGGGACUUUCUCGUGGAGAAAGGCGCGAGCAGGGACGCGCGAAACGACGACGGGAGGACCCCGUACGAG
This is a messenger RNA of Micromonas commoda, 243 nucleotides long. RefSeq lists its product with no specific name. The record is from RefSeq and is a predicted model, not a curated record. Gene Ontology annotation, molecular function: protein binding; fatty-acyl-CoA binding. The annotation marks the transcript as partial. Lineage: Eukaryota; Viridiplantae; Chlorophyta; Mamiellophyceae; Mamiellales; Mamiellaceae. The transcript has a single exon.